Molecule: messenger RNA, 5226 nt
Organism: Linepithema humile (Argentine ant)
Lineage: Eukaryota; Metazoa; Arthropoda; Insecta; Hymenoptera; Formicidae
Source: RefSeq, a predicted model, not a curated record
AUGGUGGUGGUUACAUGUGCGAGAUGGACAAAAUUUGGUAAAUCUCACGACUUUGUCUUCAUUGGAAAAGAAACUGUUGCAACUGCUUCCGGCAUUUACGUGAGUUUUUUGAAUUUGAAUACGAAAGAAAGACGGAUCGAGCGUUUCGACAACAUAGAAAGAGGCGAUGGCGCAUCGUGUUUGGCUGGACAUCCGACAGUUUCCAUGUUUUCCGUCGUUGAAAGAAAACUUAAUCCCAAGAUAUCGAUAUUUAUGUAUCCAACACUACAAAGGAUUUCCGUAUGUAAGUUGCCUGACAAAAUUCAUAGUUACUUAUCGUGUUCUUUCGCGGGUACAGAAUAUUUGAUAAGCCUGACUAGCUUUCCCGAUUUUCGACUGAUCGUAUGGCUUUGGAAAAGCGGCAAGCACAUCGCUACUCUUAACACGAAAAUAAAUAAUCUCGUUCAAGAAAUUUGUUGUUCACCAAAUCUUCCGCAUUUAAUAUCGCAAUUUGGAGUCAUCGAUGGCGCACUCUCAAUUUAUCAAGUGCGCACGUGCUCGAAAAUCGUAACCAUACAUCACGUGGACGUGCCAGUUCCGGAACAUAAAAUCGUGUCUUCGUCUUGGACUCCGGAAGGAAACCUAUUUGUCUCGGACAAAUUUGGCAAUGUAUGGCUCGUGGCGAUAGAUGCUAACAAGCUGUAUUCGGUCGUAAAAUCAGAAUCUCACAAACUGUCGACGAACAAAUCAAUCGUCGUCUCAUAUAAGAAUGGCGUAAUAGUCGUAAACACCAAUAAUGAAAUUGCAUUUUAUAAAAAAUCGUCGGCGGACUGGAACGUGUCAUGGCAAUUUGCGUGGUCGAUUUCAACUUUCUAUUCCAUACAAGCGGGAAAACAACAUUGUUUCAAAAAUGGGGUCCUGUUCCACUCCAAAAGCGGAGAAAUUUUUGAGAUCAGUACGCAAUACGACAACAUUCCCCAGAUGGAAGUUAUUUAUACGGAUGAAAUAGAAUACAAAGCACUGUUUUCUAUAUCUCAACGCACAGAUCACGUCGCGGCGCUAGACCGGUUAGAUCGCUUAUGCAUUUUCGAGUUACUGACCGGUAAACUUACAGCGAAAUUAUUUCUAAAACAUCACGGUGAAGUUCUGCAUACAGAUUCGCAUCCCACUUUAUCGGUGCUUGCAUCAUGCACCAUUGCUGGCAAUUGCAUAUUUAUUGACGUCACAAAUAUCUCAUCGCCUAAAAUUGUAAAUUGCUUUCAUCUACACGGAGAUUCUUUGGACAGAAUAAAAUUUUCGCUCUACGGCUCGUUUUUAGGAAUUGCUAAUUCUCAAACUGGCAAAAUGUUUAUUAUUGGUAAACGGUCUAAACAACAGCGUGUAGAUGUUCUUGGAUUUAUGGAAGUUGGUGAAUGCAUCGCUAAUUUUCUAAUAUAUGAGAGAAAUAACGAUUGCUUCGAAAUCUUAGUCCUUGCAACGGCUAAUCCUUCCACAGUUUCGAUCGGCGGUGACAAAGUGAUCGUAUACACUUGCAAAAUGUCGAUGGACUUCUGCGCGAAUCCCGUGUGCGUGAUAGAUUUGUCAAAAACUUACAAGAUGCUCUAUCAUGGAUCAAAUAAGCCUUUCGACAUAUUAGCUACACCCUCUUUAUCUAAACAGUUGCAUCGAAUGGAAAUAGAGGAUGAUUUUCAAAAUAUUGUUCUUGCGGAAGCACUCUCUGAGAUGCAUCAAAUGAGAGAUUUCGGAAUAUAUGUGACGGACUCUCGAAUCAUAACGUAUGGAUACGAUGGUUUAAUCAUAGUCAGAAAUAGUACAGAGCUUCAUAAAGCGAUCGCGGCUUUUAUGCCGCAUCACCGUAGCGAAGCAGGCAUAAACUUACCGGAGAUAAACAGGCAACAAGCAAAAAUAAACUUGGUGGAAACCGAGGCUGUAAAUAGACAUUUAUCGAUUGAAGAUUUUAUUUCUGAUUCAAAUGAACUUUACGAUCUACAAGAAGAGACCUGGCUGGAUAGUAUAACCGCUGUUAAAUUGAAAGCCGAGCGUAACAAAGCUCUAUCUUUACGAGUUUUUAUCAAAGCCGAUCUGGAAAAAAUAAAAAAUCAAAUAUGCAAGCUUCUCGAUGCAAAUGAGAGCAAGCCACCAGACGCUCGAUUGCCAAUCUCGGCUUUCGACUUGGAUCGCGAGUCUCGACAACGGAAAAUAGCAGAUGCGAAACUUGAACGAGAUAAGGUGCGUCGAGAACUCGAGGAGAAAUGCGCCCAACGAGAUCAGAUAGCGUUAUAUCUGCGUGAAAUAUUCUGGGAGCCUCUGGAAGUUAAACCAUGCGCCCUCAGAUCUAUUAGUGGCGACACGAUAGUCCGAAAUUAUCCUCUCGUCGCGUCGAAUCGGAAAAAGGAUGACUUUAAAGUAUGGGAUAAACUUUCCGCGGACACUGGCGAAUUUUUGUACAGUUGCGAGGUGUAUAAUGAUGAGUUAAUAGAUAAAGAAGACGAUUCGAGACGAGGAUCCACAGAGCUUGAUUGCGAAGAAAGAUCAACGAGUAACAACAGCGAAGCCAAAGUACACGAAGUGGCUAAAAAGUGGUAUGAACUGGCGGAUGACGAUGAGAAAUUAUGUAUAUCGGGGAUCACAACGCAUAAAUGGAUAGAGGAUGAAAGCAUAGCUGCAACGCAUCAAUUGUUAGUUUCAUAUGACAGCGAUUUUGAAAUUAUUCUAAAGAAAGACAUCAUCAUCGAAAAUCGAGAGCGUAAAUUAAAGAUGCAUUUUAACGAUCUCUUCGAGAAAAUGAGACGCGCAAAGGAACAUGAAUUAAAGCGCGCAAAAGAACGCAUCGACAGACUUCGACAUUGCGCUUCUGAGUUAAAAACGAUGUUCGGGAUAGAUUCACUUCUGGAACCAAUCGAAACGCCAAUCUGGAGUGUCGAAGAGAUACCCGAUUAUGUAGUCACUGUAAAAGAUCAAGAAGUACUUGAGAAACAAUCGCGACGAGAAGAGCCUGAAAACGUAAUAGUCGAUAAGAAUGGAGAAAAUAAACAGAAAACUGGAGAAAAUAAUGAUUUUUAUGACAAAAUUCUUGAGAAAACAAUGGACGGUGUAUUGGAACCCAAGUGGGAAGACGAAGUGAAAAAGGAGAUACCUAUGCCGGAAUGUUUAAUGAAAGAUUCUUCGAAAUAUACUGACGAAGACAUCGCAGCUAUCGCAUUAUAUAAGUUCAAAGUGCAAGUGUUGCAAAAAGAACGAGAAAAGUAUAAAUCGACACUGCAGGUCGAGAUUGUGGAAACGAAAGAAGCCUUACAAAGAGAUAUUGUAGCAUUCAAUGACAAGUUAAAGGAUCUGGAAUUGAAAAAGAUGCAGAUCGAAUGCGCGAUUCUCCAGGAAAGAUUGAUGAGGAUACACGAGAUCCAACGAUAUCGGGUCGAAGUCAACGGAAAACAAGAAAUUGCUCGUUUCACCGAGAAAGAGCUAACACCGUCGACGCUGAAGGCACACAAGCUCGCCGAAGAAUGCAAUUCGCACGAAACAGUCGUGUCAGAAUUAAAAACUCGAUAUGACAAUCUUUGCAAGGCGGAAAAGCGCCAGGAAACUAAGUUCCGCAGCGAAUUUGCGGACUUGAAGCAACCGAUAGUGGAACAUUUGCUCAGACAUUACAAGAAGCGACCCAGGAUCGGCCGACUCAUUACCACGUCCGUCACGUAUCUGACAGAGGUGGCCAGAUGCGUCGCGAACAACGAAAAAUCGGACAUCUUACCACGCGAAUGCCUAGACUUUCUCAGAGGUAUGGACACGUUGGACACAAUGCCCGGAAAUUUACCGUCGCAAAUCAACAUUCAUCACUGGCGAACGAUGUGCAAGUUGAGGAGAGCAAAAGUUGAAAUAGAGACAAAGGUGAAAUGCUGCGCGGUGGAGAUGGCCGAAGCGGAGCAAACGCUGUCGUUUUACCAGAAAGCGAUGCAAUCGGCUGAUAACGUCGUGGCGUGCAAAAAGAUCAGUUUGGAUAACAUGGAGAAAUCCUUGGCGCAACUUGCGGAGGAGAUGAAAGUUCAACUCGUCUUGAAGAUGGGUCAGAUUGAGGUUCCGCUGCGAGGUUGCUUCUCCGAUUACGAGAACACCGUUCUUGUGCCGCACGAGGAACUUUUGCGCAUCAACAACUGUAUCGUCGAAGCUGGAAAACGCAAGUUAGCGGCAAUACAUAAAUCCAUACAUUUGCGGAAAGUCGUGGCGCAGCAUGAAUGGAGACAUACUUGCGCGAAGAUGAUAUUGGACGAUUUGCAGCAGGAGCUAAAGGAUGUUCGAGAGUUCAAGAUUACGAGAAACGUGCUCGAAUUUUUGAGGCGUUAUCCUUGCAGUACAAAUAUGGAACAGGAUUACGAGAAAAUGCAUACCAAUUUACAAAUAUUUCAAAACAAAUGUCGAGAGCUGUUGAAAGUGGAACAAGCGCGUCUGAAUGAAACGAAGCGGCAAAUAGCAAAAUGGAAGAAAAAGAACGACAAAUUGACAAAGGAAAUCAAAAGGAAGUCAUCGGAAGUCGAGGAGCGUCGUAGAUUAUUCGAUGAUCCUCGUCGUAAAAAGGACAAAGAGGCCCGAAAGAUGAGACUCGCGGCGAUCGCGAGACGAACCAAACUGAUUAUGAAACUGGAGAACAAUUAUGAGCAAUUGUUGAUCUUGCAUGCUCGACUGGAAGUCUUGAAAUUACGAACGUAUCCGACCUUGCAACUUAAAACCGCAUGAUUCAUGUAUCGAGGAAAAACUGUCCAUAACAUAAAUCGCAGCAAUAUUGGAUAUUUAUUAACUUGUUUUAUAAAUUUAUAAAUUUGUUAGAGAACUGUCUUUUUUUUAUUGAUAAUAAAUAUUGAUAAUAAAUUUGUGCUACUUAUGCAUUAUACGUACAAAAACAAAUACAUCGAAUACGUGCAUCAAAUACAUCGGAUGCUCUUUAAUUAGUUACAGAAUUGCAGAUUCGUGUGUACAUGAUAUUAUAUUACCAUGUUACAUUUUUCAUAAAUAUUUAUUUUUUUCGAUCUCAAUCUCGUAAAUUAUCAAUAAAGGAAAAUUACAUACUUAUUUUAAGAAGAGAAUGAGGAAAGUGAUAUUACUACAUCAUUAUGUAAAUUUCCAUUAUUUUUCACUAUAUGAAAACACACAUACACGAUCAACAUGUCUUAAUAACUCAAAGAUAAAACCACAUGCAGUAUGUUUAAAGAUAUGAUUCUUUCUUUUAUUUGAAAGCGCGCCGCAAAAAGAUAUUCA